UGCACCUAACCUGCAUGUCUUUGGACUGUGGGAGGAAACCCAAGCAGACACGGGGAGAACAUGCAAACUCCCGCUCAUCCAGUUCCUGUUUAACCUUUGUCUUUCCCAGUAGCCUUAAGUUCAAGUAACUUAUAGUGGACAAAUUUGGGGGGUCAACUUACCUAACAUGCAGGUCGUUGGGAUGUGGGCAAAAAAUCAGGGAAGGCAGAGAAAAUCCCUCACGGACACAGAGAGAAUAUCAAACCACCGCAACGAGAGUGCCUAGGCCAGAAUUUGAUUCUGAUACUUUGGUGCUGAGAGUCAGCAGUGCAAACCACUAAGAAACAUCUCGUAUUUUGUGUAGCAUCAUUUCACUGUAAACACUAUCGCAAAGGAAUUUAUAAGUGAAGAUUCUUGUAAAUGGUUUGCCAAUACUGUAUGCCAAAUUGUUUCCUAUUUUAGAAGCACUUUUUUCAAAUGUUUACAAAUGUAUAAUUGUGGUGCUUCUUAAAUUUAAGGAGUUUCAAUUGUCACACUCCACAGGACUUGAAAUCAUCUUUCUGGGUAAACAAGAAAUUCUCCAGUUGCAGGUGUCUGGCGAAGAGAAGGCAGUUUCAUGGGAAAGCAGUUCUGCAUUUAUAGGUUCACCUUGCAAAAGCAAGUCUACAUUUAAUAUACCUCGAAUGGCCUCUAAACUAGCAGAUAUUGUCUGUUAAGUAGAAGUCUGUUGAAAAAAGGGAAACAAUACUGGCAUUUCAGUCUUACUGUUUGCACAUCACGGUGUGGUGGUAGGAUUUCUAGCAUAUAAGCUGAUGAAAUUUGUACUGUAAACUUGACAAACCAAAUGUGACACUUGUGUUCCAGGAGGUAUGUUUUACUUCUCUGACAAGAACAGUGGUGCUUUGAAUGUUUACAAUUCCAGCUCCCCAGUCUUUAGGACGGACACGGGAUAUGAAAUUUAUGGUGAAGGGGAUGGAGCUUCAGACCAUCUUGGCCAGGCUUGCUGUUUUUGGACUUGGAACUUAUAAGCCAUCUGCCACAGGAAGGCCAUAAACUGACUAAACAAAGCGAACUUGUACUUGAGUGUUUUCAUUGGUAAAUGGCCAGGGAAUGGGCAGAUAAACUAACUCUACUGGUCUGAAGUAUGGCUGUUAAUGAGUGGAGUUGAAUCAAUGGCCAUUCUGUACCACACUGCCUCACUGGUGUCUCUCUCUCUCACACACCAUCUGGCCAUGAAGAGAAGACAACAUUGAAUACAACUCUACCUUGGCAGCCAUCUUGAGACAAGCAUGUGGCCUGUUUCAAUCCUCCAUUCAAAGGCCAUGUGGUAGUAAAGCAAGCUAGGCUGAAGAUAAGCUGAGAGCCACCCAUGGACACAAGAUACACUGCAAAUUGCCUGACAGGGGAAGGGAAGAAGUGGAGGACGUCCUGAAGUACCAGACCACAGAGUUACAGAAGCACUACAGCUUAAUCAGACAUUCCUGAUUCUUCUUCAUUGAGAGUAUGAAGACCUUAGUUGCAGCAAACCAGGGGUUCCUCACCUGGGGUGUGACGAAGAGGAAGGUUGUGUUCCACUUUGCCAGUGAGUCAUGCUGACCGACCUUCUACAGAAGAGAGCGUCCUGACCAGCUGCAUCACUGUCUGGACUGUAAAUUGCACUGUCCUGGAUGGCUAGACCCGGAAGAAAAUAGCGAGAACAGCUGAGAAGAUCAUUGGAAUCUCUUCCCCCUCCAUUACGGACAUGUACACCACACGCUGCAUCUGCAAAGCCUCCAGUAUCGUGGAGGACCCGAUGCACCCUAUACAUAAACUAUCCUGCCAUCAAGAAAAAGCUGCAGCACCCCAAUUCCAAGUGUAUGCUCCUCAGCCUGAAGUCAGGGUACGUCUCCACGCCGAUGUUGUGCUUCCCUGUGGUUUCAUUCUGUCAGCCCCAGAACACGGCCUGAAAUACGUCAUUAUAACUUGGAGACGCGGUGAGGUAGAGCUGGUACAGUAUAAAGAUGGGAGGGUGACAAACACCAGCAAGGCAAAGCUGUUUGAACAUGAACUGCAAAAUGGAAAUGCCACCCUGCUCCUCCCAGACAUUACCAUUGAGGAUGAAGGAGACUAUGAGUGUGAAGUGUAUGAGACUCCAAUCAAGGUGAAGAAGAAUGUGCAGCUUAAAGUUACCGCUGCUCCUCGAGUUUCCCUGAAGUCUCCUCUGCUAGUGAUUGGUCAGGUUAAUAUACUGGAGUGCCACGCACAUGACUUUUACCCUAACACCAUUUCAUUAGAGUGGAUUAAACACAACAACAGUCUUCCAAAUAAAGAGACUCCAUUGCUGAGUGAAAAUUCAAAUGGCACUUUCAAUGCAGUGAGCAGAUACAACUAUACGUCAGUCACUGGGGACGAGGGGUUGUCCUUCUGCUGUCUGGUGAACCACGAGGCUUUGGAUAAGAGCACAAUGGAAAUUCACCUCCAGCCCUGCAAACCAACUCUGACAGUUUCACCCAGAGUCCUCCAAAGGGGCCAAAUGGAGAGUAUCACCUGUACGCUGGACAGCUGCCUCUUCAGUAAGGCCACCGUGAGCUGGAAAAGAAAAGGAGAAACUGAAAAGAGAAACGAAUGUGAGGGGGUGAGGGAGUGUGUGUGCAAUUUGAACAUCAUAUUGAACUAUCCAGAGGACUUCUCAUGUGAGGGUGAAGCUGAAGGUCUUGACAAGCCCCUAACUGAACCUUACGUUUUUACUUUUAAAGAUCAAGAAAGCUAUCACCUUACAGAACUAAUUAGAAUUGUGCUUGGUAACGGGCUGCUUUUGCUGCUGCUGCUCUUUGUAAUUCCCUUAUGCUAUGUAUUGAGGCAUUAAGUGUAAGAGCCCAAGCUCAGUGGCUCCUCAGCUGUCCUCCCAUUAUGAGUCUGCUAUGUGGUACCACUGAUGACCUCCUGAACGUUGACUCCUGAAAGGAAGCAUCACUAAAUCCAAUGUUCCAAUGAGAAAUUUCAAGAUAAUGAAUCCAGAUGAUUCCUUAACAGAAACUUUAGAGGAAUUUCAAAAUGGGGAAUGAAACUUAGAUACGUCACGAUAACCCAAAAUUCAAACAACAAUCAAAACAAAUCAAAGCUUGCAGACACUCAUUGAAAAGUAACAUGCUUGCGUUUGAUAUGCUGAUGUUUCUCUUAACAAGUCACAUUUAAAACAUUUUGAUUGCCUCUUAAAUGUAUUAUGUCGUGAGGACCACCGCUAAGAAUAGCUGUCAUUACAAAUAAGGUUUCACAAAAGGCCCAAAAGAAAGACAGGGAAGGGAUAAGCAAAGAGAAGAACAUAAAAGAACGCAGCACUCAGAAACCUUCACUGAGAUAUUUUCCAAAGCCUGUUACAAAUGUCCAGGUAUUGUAUUUUAUAUAUUUUACGGGUAGAGCCAGAAAUGGGAUAAACCUAGCAUUACCCAGUUAAAGCUCAUAUUAUCCAAAACACCUGGAUAAACCUGGCAUUAUUGGGGUAAAAUCGGGCUUUAUCCAGGUAAACUGUGACCUACCUAUGGGUUAAGUUAUUUGAAAAUCAUUUUUAACCCGUUCGGGGAUAGACAAACCUAAGAUUACCCAUGUAAAGAUAGAAAGUCAUAUUUUAUUCCAGUUUUGCCCAGGUCUUUCAAUAAUGUGAGCUUUACCCGGGUAAUGCUAACUUUAUCCAAUUUUCAGGCUUUACCUAUAAUACAUAUAUACAGUAUUUAAAAUGGCAUCUUUAAUGUUUACCACUUUAAUAAAAGAAAAAUUGUGUUCAGUGAUAAAAAGUUUUCUAAGGAGAAUGCAGAUGGAUGGGCAUCUCAGCUGGUUUGGUUAGUGGUAUAAUUUUCCAGGCUGGGAGUCCCUUAUGGAGAAAGGGCCAAAGGAGGCUGCCUCUCAGGGCCCUGUUUAUCCUCCAAUAUGCUAAGUGGCAGCAACCCUCUAGUAUGGCUCCAAUUUAGACACCCACAGGACCUCAUGGGAGAUGUAGUCCUGGUGAGCAACUUUGUUGGAGUCAUUGUGUACUGGGGACAGGCUCUCACGUCAGAGGGAAGUUCCACCCAACAUGAAAGUGCUUCCAGAUUACAGUGCUGAUGUGUCAGAAGUGCUACCGCUGGUCCAGGUUAAAAAGGAGCACUCCAUCUUCCUCAGGUGAGUCAUAGUUGUGAAUGGUGUUGGGCAAAUCUCACCUGGGAUGAGACAGACAUGAAUUGUGUAUUCUGUAUUCUUGAAGGAGAAGAAGCCUGGUAUUUGUAACAAAAUAAAAAUACUUUACUUGAAUCAGUGACUUGUCUGUGACAUUGUGUCUGGGGCUUAAUUAUGCCCCCUACAGAUUACAAUCAUAAUGUAGCUUCUUUUCUUAAGUGACCCUAUAUUAAAAUUUACACUUUAAUAUACUUUAUAAUAAUACUAAUAUCAAAUGGCGUGCCAAAGGUUAAACGCACUGGGGUAAUAAACAAAUUACUGUCGGAUGGGAGACUCUCAAAAUCCACGCCCUUUAAUAUUUUUUAUUUGAGGUCAUUACAUAUUAAUGUCUGUGGUGCGCUGGCACAGUGCCCGGGGUUUGUUUCCUGCCUUGUGCCCUGUGUUGGCUGGGAUUGGCUCCAGCAGACCACCGUGACCCUGUUUUAGGAUACAGCGGGUUAGAUAAUGGAUGGGUGGAUACAUAUUAAUGUAUAUAGCUCACCACAAUAUACAGUAUAACAUUUCUUAAUGCCAAUGCAAAGUAUACAUAGUAGUUGGAAAGUUUAGUCUUUUUUUCUUUUGUUUAGGCUAUUUUUAGAUACUUUAAGAAACU
Messenger RNA from Polypterus senegalus (gray bichir), 4759 nucleotides. RefSeq names its product tapasin-related protein-like. Gene Ontology annotation, biological process: negative regulation of T cell proliferation; cellular response to lipopolysaccharide; immune response. Lineage: Eukaryota; Metazoa; Chordata; Cladistia; Polypteriformes; Polypteridae. Bases 1721 to 2824 code for a protein of 367 amino acids. The record is from RefSeq and is a predicted model, not a curated record. The transcript has 9 exons. Gene Ontology annotation, cellular component: external side of plasma membrane.